This is a messenger RNA of Mesocricetus auratus (golden hamster), 1107 nucleotides long. It is a transcript of the gene Mettl26, whose product is annotated as methyltransferase like 26. The transcript has 6 exons. The record is from RefSeq and is a predicted model, not a curated record. The coding region runs from base 275 to 967 and encodes 230 amino acids. Lineage: Eukaryota; Metazoa; Chordata; Mammalia; Rodentia; Cricetidae.
CUGGAGCUUAGAGACUCUAGUAAACCACAGCCUCUACUCGAUCCUUGAUACCUACAGCCAAGCCCAGCCGCUGGACCAUCUCCGGCCGGUGCGGACCCAUUAAGGAGUUGAGCGGUCUCCUGACAGUUACCCUGCAGCCGCACCUCCUCACCCCACCCCCACCCGCGUCCCCGUCCGUAGGACCACAACUCCCGUAGUGCCCCGCGCAGGAGCUGAAUUACAGCUCCCGUCAUGCGCCGCGCACAUUCCUAGCUGGGCUGGCAGUACCGCUGCGAUGAUGGUGGCCGCGGCUGCCGAGCGAAACAAGGAGCCCAUCCUGUGCGUGCUCCGCCAGUAUGUGGAUCCUGCCCAGCGUGGCGUUCGCGUGCUCGAGGUGGCCUCGGGCUCCGGUCAGCAUGCCGCGCACUUUGCGCAGGCUUUCCCUCAUGCCGAGUGGCAGCCGUCGGACGUGGACCAGCGCUGCCUGGACAGCAUUGCCGCCGCCACUCAAGGCCAAGGGUUGUCCAAUGUGAAGGCCCCGCUGUACCUGGACGUUACCUGGGAGUGGGAGCGAUGGGGCGGGAUACCGCCGCGAUCGCUGGACCUGUUGCUCUGUAUCAAUAUGAUCCACAUCAGCCCCCUGAACUGCACUGAGGGGCUCUUCAAAGCAGCAGGACAGCUGCUUAAAACCAAGGCUGUACUGAUCACCUAUGGGCCCUUUGCAGUCAAUGGGAAGAUCUCUCCCCAGAGCAACGUGGACUUUGACCUGACCCUCAGAUGCAGGAAUCCAGAGUGGGGCCUUCGUGACACAGCCCUCCUGGAAGAACUGGGCCAGGCCAGUGGCUUGGUCCUGGAGAGGAUGCAAUGCCUUUUUCCAGGUGGACAUGCCGGCCAACAACAAGUGCCUGAUUUUCCGGAAAGAAUAGCCUAUUUCCUACCUCCCAUGUGCCUGCAUCUCUGUCAAGGGAUCUGCCAUGGUACAAACUAGACUUCAGCGCCUCCCUCACUGAGUCACUUCUUGGGAUAAAUUAGCCCCUCCUAGUCUGGUGGCCACAGGGCUUCAAAGAACCUGGGUCCAGUGGGCCUUGAAAUAAAGCCUUUCCAGCCCACUGUGGGGCAUCUAUAUCA